Messenger RNA from Acipenser ruthenus (sterlet), 3485 nucleotides. Its product is annotated as butyrophilin subfamily 1 member A1-like. The transcript is spliced from 8 exons. The record is from RefSeq and is a predicted model, not a curated record. Lineage: Eukaryota; Metazoa; Chordata; Actinopteri; Acipenseriformes; Acipenseridae. The coding region runs from base 216 to 1730 and encodes 504 amino acids. Gene Ontology annotation, molecular function: protein binding.
AUAAAAGUGCCACGACUCCACAGGCUGGACUCCAUGUUGUGUUGUUUUCUGGAGCAGAGAAUUGGUUUUACAGACAGUUAUUUCUUAUGUUCUUAUGUUCUUAUUUAGCGUGAAACCGGUCGAUUAAGACGAUCAGACAGACGGAUUGGUUCAAAAGAAAUCCAUCGAGUUGGUGAUCUGUUCCUGUGGAAGGGUCCCCUUGGAAAGCAGAAGGGAUGAGAGGACUGGGUGUUUUGCGGAGAGCUGAUGGGGUCGUGCUCUGUCUCCUUCUGCUGGUGUACUCUGCACACGCAGACAAUUUUAAAGUGGAAGUUCCAGUUGAACCCGUGUCUGCCCAUGUGGGGAGCAGCGUCCUGCUUCCCUGCCGCAUCUCCACAGGUGCCAGCGCCGUGGGGAUGGAGGUGAGGUGGGUGAAAAACGGAAAUGAAACCGUGCAUGUCUACGUAUCCGGAGCCGACCUGGAAAGCCGGCAGAGCCUAGGAUUCAAAGGCAGAACUCACCUCGAUAAAGAAGCACUGGGAGCCGGGAACGUGUCUCUGCAGCUGAACGACGUCAGAGUCUCGGACGAAGGAAGCUAUCAGUGUUACGUAGUUUCAGAGAGCUGGUUCACUGACUCCACCAUGAAAUUAAAGGUCUCGGCUGUGGGCAGCUCCCCGCGCUUCACUGUGGCUGGCCGGCUGGACAGUGACGUCACUCUGCAGUGUGACUCGGAGGGCUGGUUUCCUAAGCCGGAGCUGCAGUGGAGGAAUGUGAAGGGUGCUGAUUUAACAGGGAGGGCUGUUCUCACUGAGAAGCCAGGAGCAGACGGGCUCUUCACUCUCCAGAGCGCUCUGCAGAUAUCGGAACAGGAGGCCACUGAGAUCACCUGUCUUAUAAGACACGGGGAGGAGAAGAGAGUCCUGGAGACCCGAGUCCACAUCGACGGUGAAUUCUUCACGCUGGUCUCCCCCUCGUGGAAAGGCUUGUCAGUGUUUUUAAUAGUUUGUACGAUAGCCUUCAUAGUCCUCAUCGCUGCGGGUGUGUACAAAUACAAGAAUCUCAGAGGUAUGGACCAUGACUUACAGCAGGUACCGCUAUUGAAACUCUUCUAUUUUAUCUCAACAGAAUCCAAAGGAUUUGUCCUCAAAUCAGAAUGGAAGCAGAUUCAAAGUCAAACAGUGGCUGUGACUCUGGACCCUGAUACAGCACACUGUCAUCUCAUUGUGUCUGAAGAUGGGAAACGUGUCAGCAAUGACUGCAAUGAGAAGAAUGUCCCCAACACUGAAUGGAGAUUUGAUUUCUAUCCCUUUGUGCUGGGCAGGGAGGGGUUCACCUCAGGGAGACGCUACUGGGAGGUGGAGGUGGGGAAGAGGGAUAACUGGAAACUGGGUGUGGCCAGCGAGUCUGCCAAGAGGAAAGGACAUUUCGAUCUAAGUCCCAAGGAAGGUUACUGGGUGCUCCAGUUAAUGUGUGGACAUGAUCUCAGUGCCUUGACUGACCCCGAGACCCCUCUCAAGGUGCUGCCCCCCCUGAAGGUCGGGGUGCAUCUGGAUUAUGAAGAGGGCAGGCUCUCUUUUUACAGGGUGGAGGAUCGUGGUGUUAUUUACACCUUCCUGGGGAAAUUCUCUGGGAAACUCUUCCCUUUAUUUUAUCCAGGAGAAGAAGGGGAAGAACUUGUGAUCCUGAACAAACAAGAUCAGUCGGAGAAGUCGGAUUCAUCAAAGGCAGAGCCGAACAGCAUCCCCGUGUAAUUGUUCUGUUUGUAUAAAGGGGAAUCUCUUUACAAGUGAAUUGGAAAUCCCAGGAACCUCCACAUUUUAUUUGAUGUCAUUUUAAAGGAGAGUACACUGUCCUAUCUUUUCUUUCAGUACAGAUGUUGUCCAUUGGCAGUGAAGAGGUUCAAAUAAACUGGGAGAACUCUCCCUGUAAAGUUGGCACCACACCAAAAAUCACACCCAAAAAAAAAAAGUUAAACAAAAACAAAAAUUAAAAUGUUGCUCUAGAGCAAAAUCUCCUUGAAUCCGCCCCAAAGGCUCUGCUGAGAUUCUCUGUUUAUAUCGCUGAUUAUUAUUUUAUAUCGUAACUUAACAGGCUGAGGUCUGAUCUCCAAUACUUAUGAGAAAGAAAAUAGAAUAGCUUUUUAUUUUGUUUGUAUUUUUUCUAAAUAUGUUAAUGUCAGUUUUCUAAAUGUUUUAACAAACUUAUAAUUGGUUAUUAAAUACUGUUCCACAUGGUUAACUUGGGGAUAUAUAGGAGGCUGUGUGGUCCAGUGGUUAAAGAAACAGGCUUGUAACCAGGAGGUCCCCGGUUCAAAUCCCACCUCAGCCACUGACUCAUUGUGUGACCCUGAGCAAGUCACUUCACCUCCUUGUGCUCCGUCUUUCGGGUGAGACGUAGUUGUAAGUGACUCUGCAGCUGAUGCAUAGUUUACACACCCUAGUCUCUGUAAGUCGCCUUGGAUAAAGGCGUCUGCUAAAUAAACUAAUAAUAAUAACUGCCACUGGCAGAGUCACGAUGGGCUAAUUUCUGAGUAAAUUCUGUUUUUUAUGUUAAUUGAGUUUUAAAUCAUAGAAUUGUAUUUGAAUACAGGACAAAAUACUGCUGUCGAGGGAAAUCUGAAAUUAUCCCGGGGGAAAUUCAGUAAAGAAACAUUAAAACCCGAUUCUGGGUGAAUUUCACACUCCGCUGGUUGUUGACAGAUAAACAACUAAUUUUAUUUAUUUAUUUUUUUUACACAAAUUGAGCUAUUAGUUUAAAUCAUGUUUUCUGGGGGUGACGUUCACCCCCCUAGCCAAAUCUGCGUCUGCUAAAUGACUAAUUAAUAAUAAUAAAUUCACUUUUUUCUUUAAUUCCUUCCUGUUUUUCCCCCGUUGGGAAUAUUCCUGGGCCAUUAAUGCACAGUUCAAUUACAUGUGCAAUUAGCAUUGUGUCAAUGAAACAUAAUUGUUAGUUAAUAUAACAAAAACGAUGGCCUGUGUUUGUGUUCUACACAGAUGGAACUGUGUGCUGUCAGGAAGUGUAGGGGGUGGGGGGGAACUAUUUUCCAGAACACAGGAAGGAACGGAGGACUUCAUUUUGGGUUGCGCCGAGUGUAAAUGGGCUUCUGGGAAACACAAAUAGGGUCUUUUAGGAGAUUUUACUAAAUAUAGUGCUGAAUGAUUCACGUUUUUGAAGCAAUUCAUAACAGAGCGCUGUUGAAUAAAAACCGUGUCGCUUUGUGUUGAUUCCUCCCACCCCGUUUUCACACUUUUUAUAAGAUUUUCAGAGUGUUCAAAUGGUUUUGUGUAUUAUUAUAAUUUUUUAUUUUUAGUUUUUGUAUUAUUUUUUUUGCACAAAGUUUAAAGCCCAUUGCUGACUUUAACGGAAGUUUAUAACUAAGGUUUGGGCUGUAAGGACUCACUGCCCAUUCUGUUUUUUUAUGUUAAAUGUAUACAUUUGAUACAUUGUGAGCGACAGGAUGCAUAUUUGAAGAUUGUAAUUAAAAAAAAAAACAUUUUAACCAAACU